Molecule: messenger RNA, 6078 nt
Organism: Otolemur garnettii (small-eared galago)
Lineage: Eukaryota; Metazoa; Chordata; Mammalia; Primates; Galagidae
Gene: NIBAN1
Product: family with sequence similarity 129 member A
Exons: 16
Coding region: 149-3265 (1038 amino acids)
Biological process (GO): translation
Cellular component (GO): ribosome
Molecular function (GO): structural constituent of ribosome
Source: RefSeq, a predicted model, not a curated record
GCGGACCUGGAGGAGGCGCCCCGGACGGCGACGCCUCUCGCCUCUCGCCUCUCGCUCUCGGAGGAAGUUUGCACUUUAAUUACAGAGCCGGUUCGCCGUCGCAUCAACUCCCGGAGCGAGCAGCGGGCGCCGGGCGGGCGGCGCGGCCAUGGGCGGCUCGGCCUCCAGCCAGCUGGACGAGGGCAAGUGCGCCUACAUCCGAGGGAAAACCGAGGCUGCUAUCAAAAACUUCAGCCCCUACUACAGUCGUCAGUACUCCGUGGCUUUCUGCAAUCAUGUGCGCAGUGAAGUAGAACAGCAAAGAGAUUUGACCUCACAGUUUUUGAAGACCAAGCCACCCUUGGAGCCUGGAACUGUUUUGUAUGAAGCAGAGCUGUCACAGUUUGCUGAAGACAUAAAAAAGUGGAAGGACCGAUACGUUGUGGUCAAAAAUGAUUUUGUUGUGGAGAGCUAUGAGAACAAAGAGGCCUAUCAGAGAGGAGCUGCUCCUAAAAGCCGAAUUCUUCCUGCGAGUGGAAAGGUACUGACCUCAGAAGAAGAAUAUAAUCUGUUAUCUGACAAGCAUUUCCCAGACCCCCUGGGUUGUGUGGUGAAUUCCUCCCUGCAGAGAGCGAGCCACACAGCUCCCCGCAAUGUCACCAAGAGGCACAUGACCCAGUUUCUGCGGCUCCAGACAGGUAUGCGUGGUGCCUUUGGAAAGCCCCAGGGCACUGUGGCCAGGGUUCACGUUGGCCAAGUCAUCAUGCCCAUCUGCACCAAACUACAGAACAAGGAGCAUGUGAUUGAGGCCUUUCGCAGGGCCAAGUUCAAGUUUCCUGGCCGUCGGAAGAUUCACAUCUCCAAGAAAUGGGGUUGUACCAAGUUUAACUCAGAUGAAUUUGAAGACAUGGUGGCUGAGAAGCAGCUCAUCCCAGAUGGUUGUGGGGUCAAAUACAUCCCCAAUCGUGGCCCCCUGGACAAGUGGCGGGCCCUGCACUCAAACGGAAUGUUUUACUUUGCUAAAUGCCCCUUCCUUUUGCCUUUAGAUUACAAGAAGCAGACGACAUUUGAAGCCCAAGCCUUUCUGGAAGCUGUGCAGUUCUUCCGACAGGAGAAGGGUCACUAUGGCUCCUGGGACAUGCUCACUGGGGGUGAAAUCCAGGUGUUGAGCAACCUGGUGAUGGAGGAACUCCUGCCAACCCUUCAGACAGACCUGCUGCCGAAAAUGAAGGGAAAGAAGAACGACAGAAAGAGGGCCUGGCUCAGUCUCCUCGAGGAGGCUUACAACCUUGUUCAGCAUCAAGUUUCGGAAGGAUUAAGUGCCUUGAAGGAGGAAUGCAGAACUCUGACCAAGGGCCUGGAAGGAACGAUCCGUUCAGACAUGGAUCAGAUUGUGAACUCCAAGAACUUUUUAAUUGGAAAGAUCAAAGCGGUGGUGGCCCAGCCAGCAGAGAAAAGCUGUAUGGAGAGCGUGCAACCGUUUUUGGCGUCCAUUCUGGAGGAGCUCAUGGGACCCGUAAGCUCUGGAUUCAGUGAAGUACGUGCACUCUUUGAAAAAGAAGUGGAUGAACUCAGCCAGAGCUUCCAGACCAGCAAAGACAGUGCCCAGCUAAAGGAGCAUCUAGACCGACUUAUGAACCUUCCACUGGAUUCUGUGAAGAUGGAAGCUUGUUAUAGUAAAGUGGACCUGCUUGAAGAGCGCCUGCAGGAUCUCAAGAGCCGCUUCAGAUUCCCCCACGUUGAUCUGGUGGUCCAGAGGACGCAGAACUACAUGCAGGAGCUGAUGGAGAAUGCAGCAUUCACUUUUGAGCAGUUGCUUUCCCCACAUCUCCAAGGAGAGGCUUCCAAAACUGCAGUGGCUAUUGAGAAGGUUAAGCUUCGAGUCUUAAAGCAAUAUGAUUAUGACAGCAGCACCAUCCGGAAGAAGAUAUUUCAAGAGGCACUGGUUGAAAUUACACUUCCCACCUUGCAGAAGGCACUGGCAUCCACGUGCAAACCAGAGCUUCAGAAAUACGAGCAGUUCAUCUUUGCAGACCAUACCAACAUGAUCCACGUUGAAAAUGUCUAUGAGGAGAUUUUACAUCAGAUCCUCCUUGGUGAAACCCUGAAAGUGAUAAAGGAAGCUGCUAGCCUGAAGAAACACAACUUAUUUGAAGACAACAUGGCCUUGCCCAGUGAAAGUGUGUCCAGCUUAACAGAUCUAAAAAUUCCCACAGGGUCCAACCAGGCCAGCCCUGCCAAGAGAGCCUCUGGCCUUCUGCCAGGAGUCCUGGGUAGUGAGACUCUGAAUAAUGAAGUGUUCCAGGAGUCAGAGGAAAAGCAGCAGCCUGUGGUCCCUAGUCCACUGGCCAGACGAGAAAGCCUUUCUCUGCCUGAUCCCAGCCCUCCCCCCGGUGGAGAUGAGCAGGUGAUCAUUUCAAGAAUGGAGGACCCCACUGUAAGUCCUGUGGCUGCAGAGGACACGGCAGGACUCAUGGGUACACCUGCGGCAGAGCUGGAGUUUGGAGGGACCCCCAGGGAUGAAGACCCCACCCAUGAAGAGCCAAAAUCUGUCUCUGCCUCAGGCUCCUUGGAUGAGCUAAGAAAGUUGUUGACAGAGACCGUUGAGGUCCCUGUCGAAUCUGCUCUAGCAACUGAAAAAGAUACAAAGGAAGGGACCCUUUCUCCUCAAGAAAAUGAAAAAGAAGAAGAAAAAGCACACAUCUGCACAGAGGCCCAGCAGGCAGCUGCCUCCCCUCUGGACAACUGUGAAGAAAGUGAAGCCAGUGAGGGGAAGGCCCAUCCUCCUCCUCUGGAGGCUGAGGCAGGGGGUGAGGAGGUGGGGGAAUUACCAGAGGUGAGUGGCCCUGCCUCUGAGCCAUCCUAUGGAGGGCUCCCCAAGGCUCACUGCCCAGGCCCUACAGAGCAGCCAGAGGAGCCCGGGGAGCCAGUGGAGGCCAGGGAGCCAGUGGAGGCUUCCACACUGGUCACCCAGGAGGGAAGAGAGGCCGAGUGCACAGUGCAGGGUGAGUUGAUGCUGCAAGAAGAUUGCAUUGUAGGUUCUGACCCCGCCUGCCCCAGUGAGAGCCGAGUUUCUGAGGAACAAGAACCGGUGGGAGAGAAGAACAGCCCAGGCAAGGUCGGGGCCAGCACGAAUAAACAGGAGAUGAAGGCUGCCCGUGUUCAUGAGUGCCAGUGGGUGGUGGAGAACGUUCCCAACACUGAGGUCCUAGCUUCCCAUACAGAUGAUGUAAAGAAGAGAGAAUCUUGUCAGGACAGUUCCCCAGAUCAGCCCUUGGAAGAGUGAAAGGGACACUUUGGCAAAAGUCUUUGACAAAGUUAAUCAAAGGGUUAUAGUUAUGGGUACACUUAGGGGCUGCACGGGAGAUGUUACAAAAAAAAAAAAAGAUUUGUUAAUUAUUUUCAUAAUUUGAAUACUAAAACCAGAGGAAAUGAAUGCAGGCAGGCCCCUUUGUGGUUCUGAGCUGUUCUACCACCAGUGAUUGCUUUAGUGUUUUAAUAGGCAUUACAAAGGCAAUGAGGAGCUUGGGCGGGGAGCUGAGUGUGCUGAGGGAGGGAGUGAAGGUGCAGGGAAGGCCUGGGGACACAGAGCACAGUUCUCAGUAUGCUCUGCACAUUCGGAUGGUGUAACACACACUUUAAGGCUUUUUAAUUUCGUAUAUGAAUCUAAUGUAUACUGUAACUCUAGCUUCAUCAUCUACAAUACCAAAGCCACCAUCUCUUAGGGACUCAGCAUCUGUCCACAGUCUGGCUGCAAGAAAAGAGCAGUUCAUGGGCAGUCGCCCCUACUGUGUGCCACCCCGCCACCUGUCACACCCAAACCACAGGAGAAGCCUGACAGAAGUGAACUGAGUGAGGAAGGUGUGGCCUGCAGGCGUGUCUGGCUUGUUACUAAUUCUGUCACUUUCUUUUUAAUUAAUCCUGUUGAUUCUUAUUCAUUAAUAUCCUUUUAAAGAAAUUCAGAUGAGGCAGGAAAAUUUGAUUGGCCUUUAAUUGUGCAGAGGGCUUAGCUGUAAGUUAUCAAGCGUAAAGCCUACCAAAUUAAACAAACAUUAUUUGAACAGCAACUGCUUGCCAGGUACUGUAUUUGGGGUAGUUAAAAAAAAAAAAAAACAGGUGCUGAUUCUAGCGAUUCUAGUAUGUAUUAAAAGGUCCCAGGGAAUUUGAUCUAGAAGAGAAAACAAGCUAAUUUUCAAACUAUGAUGGUGUUUUUCUCUUUCCGUUCAAAUAGUCCUGGUUCAUUCCUAGAAGGCAACAAAAUGAAUCAACGAAUACAUAAAUAAAUAGGUGGAGACAAAAACUAAGGUAUAUACCAUCAAGUUUCAAAGAUGUUACCCAAAAUAGAAAUCAUUCUUUGGUCUCUCAAGUUACCUGAGUCCCUGUUCCAAGCUCUGGGGAUACCAUGGUUACCAUGGUGAAGAAGAUGCUGUUUCUUCCUCCUGGAACUUCCAUGUUCAUGGAAGUAGACACAAAUACAUGUUCGAAAUUGAUCAUGACCUUUAACUAUUAAUGAUAAAGAUGAAAUGGACUUACUUGCAAAAGAUUAAAAAAGAUUUAAGAAAGUUGUUCUAUUUAUUGUCCAUCAGAAAAAUACCAGACUGUGUCCCAAAAGCUUCCGUCCCAGGUACUACAUCUUAAAGUUUCUUCCCACAAAUUUUCAUAUUCCAUCCCAACAUAUUUGUCCUGAGAGUUUGUUUGAUCAUCAGAGUCAAAUAAGUUUAUGUCUUUUUAAAUUUUUUGGAGAAUUUGGCCCACAGUUCAACCAUUUAACCAGGAAUUAAAAUAUUGUCCUCCCCACCCCUCCCAUGAAGAAUUUCUUGGAUUUCUAGGUGAUAAGUAAUGAAUUAUAAUCACAGUGUCUUUAUGCUCUCAUAUCACAUGGUGGCCUCUUUUUUGGGAGGGUUUAGAUCAUAGAGAGGGAUCCCGUCCUAGGUGAAGAAGGCCCCUGCUUCCCUCAGUGUUCACUCAGAUCCUGGCAUGCAGCCCAGUACAUUGAAAUUAUAUUUACUUCCUGUCUCUCCCAGAGCUCCUCUCUUCAAGGACAGAAACUAGGGUUUAGUCAUCAUAUGUGCUUCCUGCUAGAAACCCACAGCUUUGAAUAAGGCUUCCUACCUCCUCAGUUGCUUUACUAUCCCUGGUGUCUAGCACAGGGCCUGGCAUGUUUCGGGCUGCUCAGGAAGCAUGGAAACUUGACACCUAGCGCACUGCUGUGCAGGGACUACUGGGGACUUGCUGUCAGGCAGAGAGAUGUUUUGAAUCCAACUUUCUGCUCUUGUCGAGUCUUAAGUCCAAAGGGCAGAUGGCCAGAUGCGCUGCCCAGGAAGGCAGGGAGCCAAAGGAGCAGGGCUUGUCCCCAUAGAGACUGUCCUUCUUUCUGGGAGAUUCGUGGCUAGGGUGGGUAUGCCAGCCCAGGCUGAGCGAAGGCUGGAGUUUCCUCCCUGUGCUCACCUUAGGGGUUCUUGCGCUUCCUGAAAAGCUAAGAGAUUUUUUCAACCCUAAAAGAAAAUACAUUUCACUGCAUUGGAUUGGAUGAACAUCAGGGCCCUUCCUUUAUCCAUCCUGAAGGCCAGAGAGUACGGGGUACUAAGUGGCAGGACACAGUCGACAGCACAGUCAAAGAGUUUUUCUGGACAUAUUUCACAAAAGUUCUCUAGCAUAAGCAAGACGAUUGUUUCAUUUGAAGAUGGAACAGGAAACUGAAGUGCAUUUAAACUAGUCCAUUUCAUUUUAACAUGUUCAGUGGAAUAACAUCUUAUUCCGAGGUUUUAUCUUGCUUUUUGUAGGGACUUGUCUGUGUCGUUUCCAGAUGGAGCAAGAUUAUCCUGAUGUAAAUGAGCAACGUGAAAAGCCUCUGUGUGCUCCCCUGGGGCUCUCCUCUGGGCAGAGACGUUAGAAAUGCAUAAAAUCUUAAGAGAGGGUUUUUGGCAAAAGAAAAAAAAAUGAGCUCAUUUUUCUUUUGUAGCUUGUAACAGAGACUAUAGUACCCAGCAUUAUACAGAGUAAAUUUUUCUUUUUUUUUUGCAGUUUUUGGCCAGGCUGGGUUUUGAACCCGCCACCUCUGGCAUAUGGGACCAGUGCCCUAUUCCUUUGAGCCACAGG